This is a messenger RNA of Oenanthe melanoleuca, 1072 nucleotides long. Its product is annotated as nascent polypeptide-associated complex subunit alpha, muscle-specific form-like. Lineage: Eukaryota; Metazoa; Chordata; Aves; Passeriformes; Muscicapidae. The transcript has 6 exons. Bases 77 to 1072 code for a protein of 331 amino acids. The record is from RefSeq and is a predicted model, not a curated record.
UGUCCCCAGGGUGUCACCACUGUCCCCAGGGUGGCACCGCUGUCCCCAGGGUGGUGUCACCGCUGUCCCCAGGGCGAUGUCACCGCUGUCCCCAGGGUGUCACCGCUGUCCCCAAGGCGAUGUCACCUCUGUCCCCAAGGCGAUGUCACCGCUGUCCCCAGGGCGAUGUCACCGCUGUCCCGAGGGUGGUGUCACCGCUGUCCCCAGGGUGGUGUCACCUCUGUCCCCAGAGUGGUGUCACCGCUGUCCCCAGGGUGUCACCGCUGUCCCCAAGGCGAUGUCACCGCUGUCCCCAGAGUGGUGUCACCGCUGUCCCCAGCGUGUCACCGCUGUCCCCAGAGUGGUGUCACCGCUGUCCCCGCGGUGUCACUGCUGUCCCCAGGGUGUCACCGCUCUCCCCAGGGUGUCACCGCUGUCCCCAGAGCGAUGUCACCGCUGUCCCCGCGGUGUCACCACUGUCCCCGGGGUGUCACCGCUGUCCCCAGGGUGGUGUCACCGCUGUCCCCAGGGCGAUGUCACCGCUGUCCCCAGAGUGGUGUCACCGCUGUCCCCAAGGUGGUGUCACCACUGUCCCCAGAGCGAUGUCACCGCUGUCCCCAGGGUGGUGGCACCGCUGUCCCCGCGGUGUCACCGCUGUCCCCAGGGUGUCACCACUGUCCCCAGGGUGGCACCGCUGUCCCCGCGGUGUCACCGCUCUCCCCAGGGUGUCACCGCUGUCCCCAGAGUGGUGUCACCUCUGUCCCCGCGGUGUCACCGCUGUCCCCAAGGCGAUGUCACCGCUGUCCCCAGGGUGUCACCGCUGUCCCCAGGGUGGUGUCACCGCUGUCCCCAGAGCGAUGUCACCGCUGUCCCCAGGGUGUCACCGCUGUCCCCAGAGCGAUGUCACCGCUGUCCCCGCGGUGUCACCGCCCCGUGCCCGGGGACAUCCCCGCCCCCACCCCGUGCCUUCGUCACUUUAUUGUCCCCGCGGGGUCACCGCGCGUCCCCCCCUCCCUUAUUUAUACUAAAGAGACUUUUUUGGCACCCGAGUGGCACCGGCGUGUCCGGGGGAGGGGACAGGAGGGGACAAUGA